AUGAAUCACCAGCAGCAGCCAUCUUAUGGCGGCUAUCCCGGCCAGUCCUACCACCAGCAGCCGCACCAGCAGCAGCAGCCGCCGCAGCAGCAAUCCAACCCGUACGGUUACAGCCAUUCGCCCCAGCCAUCUCAACAGCCCUACGGCGGACAUGCUCCUCAGCAGGGUUACAAUGCUCCGCCGUCUGGAUACAAUCAGCGCCCGCCCUCUGGGCAACAAAUUCAAGGAAGACCAGGUUUGCCUACCAUUUUCCAACGAGCCAUAUUUUCAGCAAUGAAAGCUAAUGAUGCGCAAAUUCAGCCUACGGCCAAAGCGGCGGUCCAGCCCCCCCUCCCAGCAAUCCCGUCUCCUUCGGUCACGGCGCUCCCCAAGGCUACAGCUUCCAAUACUCCCGCUGUACGGAAAGGUCAGCUGCGCGGAUGUAUCAACGAUGUGAAGAACAUGUCGACCUACUUGAACCAAAACUUCGGCUACGCUCGCGAGGACAUGGUCCUCUUGACCGAUGACCAGCAAAACCCGAUGAGCCAGCCGACCAAGGCAAACAUUCUUCGGGCUAUGCACUGGCUGAUCAAGGAUGCGCGUCCCAAUGACUCGUUGUUCUUCCACUACUCUGGCCACGGCGGUCAGACCCCCGACUUGGAUGGUGACGAAGAGGAUGGAUAUGAUGAAGUUAUCUACCCGGUGGACUUCCGGGUUGCAGGGCACAUCGUUGAUGAUGAGAUGCACCGUAUCAUGGUGCAGACUCUACAACCAGGUGUCCGUCUUACAGCAAUUUUCGACUCCUGCCACUCUGGCUCCGCUCUGGAUCUUCCCUACGUCUACUCCACCUCCGGUGUGCUCAAGGAGCCCAACCUGGCCAAGGAGGCUGGACAAGGCCUGCUUGGUGUGGUUUCGGCAUACGCGCGUGGUGACAUGGGCAGCAUGAUGUCAACCGCAAUGGGCUUCAUCAAGAAGGCCACCAAGGGCGACGAAGUGUAUGAACGCAACAAGCAGACCAAGACAAGCCCGGCGGAUGUCAUCAUGUGGUCUGGCAGUAAGGAUGAUCAGACCAGUCAGGAUGCUCAGAUUGCCGGCCAGGCCACUGGUGCCAUGUCAUGGGCUUUCAUCGCCGCGCUUCGGAAAAACCCUCAGCAGAGUUAUGUCCAGCUUUUGAACAGCAUUCGUGACGAGCUUUCAACCAAAUAUACCCAGAAGCCACAGCUGAGCUGCAGCCACCCCUUAGAUACCGACAUCCUUUAUGUGAUGUAA
This is a messenger RNA of Penicillium expansum, 1248 nucleotides long. Its product is annotated as caspase family protein. Gene Ontology annotation, biological process: proteolysis. The transcript has 5 exons. The record is from RefSeq and is a predicted model, not a curated record. The coding region runs from base 1 to 1248 and encodes 415 amino acids. Gene Ontology annotation, molecular function: cysteine-type endopeptidase activity. Lineage: Eukaryota; Fungi; Ascomycota; Eurotiomycetes; Eurotiales; Aspergillaceae.